AAUUAAAUUUCGCCAGAGAAAUUGCAAAUGCGAUUUCAUGGUUACAUGUUGAUAAAGAAAUCAUACACGGAGACCUUCAUCCCAAUAAUAUCUUAAUAAAUGAUGGUAAAAUAAAGGUAGCAGAUUUUGGCCGCUCAUGUCAAAAAAAAGAAUCAGUUAGUCAUACUAAAGCAUAUAGUGUAAUACCCUAUAUGAAUCCCAAAUUUUUUGAGCAGAGCCUAAUUCAAAAAUAUGGUUUGACCGAAAAAUCAGAUAUAUAUAGUUUAGGGGUAUUAUUCUGGGAAUUAACAAGUCGUUCAUCACCUUUCAAUUUCGAAAAAAGAUUUGACCGUGAUUCUAUUAAAUUGAUGAUUUUGAAUCGUGUAAGAGAAAAUCCUAUUCCAAAAACAAAUGAUAAAUUCGUUUCACUUUAUAAAAAAUGUUGGCAACAUGAACCAGACGAAAGACCACCUAUUUGUCAAGUAAUUGAAGAACUUGAUAGCAUUAAAGUAAAAUAACACAAGAUAAAGAUUCUGACUUGAACAUUACAACAUAUAGUAAAUAGACUAUUCCAUUUUAUAGUAUUAUUUCUUUUUUUUCAUUUACGAAUACAACUAUAUUUUCGAGUAUAUUUGAAUAGAAAUAAAAAUUUUUCUGCUUAUUGAUAAAU
This is a messenger RNA of Rhizophagus irregularis DAOM 181602=DAOM 197198, 649 nucleotides long. The record is from RefSeq and is a predicted model, not a curated record. Lineage: Eukaryota; Fungi; Glomeromycota; Glomeromycetes; Glomerales; Glomeraceae.